GUGUGACUGACUGACUGCGAGAGGGUCGCGGGUCGUUAUCCUUUGUUGUUUGUUCCGUCGUUUCUGUGUAAAACGCGCGUUUCUUUUUCAUUUAAAAGUGCCAAACUUUUGCUAAAAUGAAUCAAGACUCGGAAGGUUGUUAUGUGACAUGCACAGCAAGAUUAGAGUGGUUGAACGCCGAAGGAUGCAUUACUAGAAAAGUUAACCACAAAACGGCGACUCUCCGCUUGGUCAGAAACAAUUUUCGGGAAAUGCUUGUGGAAGUUCGAGGAGAAAAAGCAAAUGCUGUGAUAAAAUUUGCCGUGCGAGCUAUUUCUGUUUUCAACAGAUUUAUGAGCGAAGGAAAGGCUUCAAUCAAAUUUCAAGAGGAUAAGUGUACUUUGUUUCUGUCGAAUGCUCCAAUCGCUCAGCUCGUAACUUUCCUAAAGACGAUUUUCGUGAAAAUGACGGGACAAUCGGAGAAACCGAUAACGAAAAGUUCAAUGAGGGAUAAAUUGCUUUCGAAUGCAAAGGGAGGAGAAACGGAUAUUAGUCCUGCUACUACAGCUGAAGUAAAUAAAGCGAGGGAAAAGGCUGCAACUGUUUCAAGAGCUACGGUGACGACUCCGUCGCCAACAAGUAUCAGGAAGCGAAAAAUGACUGGUGAAAAUACCCCGAAGGCUCCUAGGGCGAAAAAGUUAAACAUGAGUAAUCCUACAAUUGGAGAAAUGACGGAGGAACAGAAGAAGGUCCUGGCUGCAAUUUUGGGAGGAAGGAAUGUAUUUUUUACGGGAAGUGCUGGCACGGGAAAGUCAUUUUUGUUGAAGAGGAUCAUUGCUGCUUUGCCUCCGGAUGUUACUAUGGCCACGGCAAGUACUGGUGUCGCAGCUUGUCAUAUAGGUGGAAUAACUCUUCAUCAGUUUGCUGGAAUCGGUCUCGGCACAGCCUCAGUCGAAGCUUGUUGUCAAAUGGCAUCAAAGUCAGCAGCAUCAACAAUAUUGCGAAAAACAAAACACUUGAUUAUAGACGAGAUAUCCAUGAUUGAUGCAGACUAUUUCGAAAAAGUUGAAGCCGUCGUUCGCUACAUUCGCCGAAAUGAGAAACCGUUUGGUGGAAUUCAACUGAUUCUUUGCGGUGAUUUCUUCCAACUACCUCCCGUCUCUAAACGAGACGAGAAAGUGAAAUUCUGUUUUCAGAGCAAAGCCUGGGCGAACUGUGUUCAGGUAAACUUUGAACUCCGUAUCGUUCACCGUCAAAAAGAUCCCAUCUUUAUCAAUAUUCUCAACAACGUCAGAAUAGGAAGAAUAACCGAAGAAAUCACCGAGAAAUUGAAAGCCACCUCGCUUCAAAAAAUCGAGAGCAAUGGAAUUUUGGCCACCAGGUUAUGUUCUCACAUCAGAGAAGCGAACGAGAUCAAUGACUCACAGCUGGAAAAACUACCAGGUGAUCAGAAAGUCUUUAUCGCCGAAGAUUCGGACAAGAUGAUGACGAAAACUUUAGACCAGCAACUUCCAGUUCCAAGCCGGCUUGUUCUGAAAGUUGGAGCGCAAGUGAUGCUUUUGAAGAACAUUAACGUGAGCAGUGGACUCGUAAACGGGGCAAGAGGAGUCGUGGCCAAAUUUCAGGACGGCUCUCCAGUCGUUCAUUUCCGGACCGGAGGACAGUACCAAGCAAAGAUGGAAACGUGGAGUAUAAAAACUGCAGGCGGUGGAAUAAUUCAACGAAAGCAAAUUCCGUUUAAACUUGCGUGGGCGUUUUCCAUUCACAAGAGUCAGGGCCUAACCUUGGACUGUGUAGAAAUGAGUCUCUCGCGAGUUUUUGAUGCUGGACAAGCCUACGUAGCACUUUCGAGAGCACAGAGUAUGGAGUGUCUCAGGGUUCUAGAUUUUAAUGCGAAGCAGGUUUGGGCGAAUCCACUUGUUCUCGAGUUUUACAAGAACUUCAGGAGACGUAUCCACGAAAUGGAAUUAAUUCCCUUGGGCAGGAAAGCUAAAUCUGUAUGUUGAUACUUAGGUAGAUAAUUAACGAAUUAAAUAUAUAUUUUAGGUUUAAAAUUGUGAAAUAAACUGCAAUGAAAAUCAUGAUUUCAGUUCGAUAUUUCUAAGACUGAUAGUAGAACAAAAAAGAAAGAAGAAAUGAAAACCCAGUGUGAAAGUACAGUGAUAGUCUAAAUAAUUUUUAUAUGGUUAGAAAGGAAAUGAUAUUUAUCAAGCGUCUAAGAGUGGGGUUUCGUGAUCGCCUAAUGGCUAUUAUAACAUUAAUUCCUGGCGAACUAUGAAAUAAUUUGCAAUAACAGGCAGCUUUUGAUGCUGCACAAACUUUCUAGUUUUAAUUUUACCAUCCCAGUAACUAUGUGAAAUUGUUUUGUGAUUUGAGGGAAAAAAAUAAAUAAACGAUUGACAAGAGAGUAA
Belonocnema kinseyi is the source of this 2390-nucleotide messenger RNA. It is a transcript of the gene Pif1, whose product is annotated as ATP-dependent DNA helicase PIF1. Gene Ontology annotation, molecular function: DNA helicase activity. Gene Ontology annotation, biological process: DNA repair; telomere maintenance. Bases 117 to 1985 code for a protein of 622 amino acids. The transcript has 2 exons. Lineage: Eukaryota; Metazoa; Arthropoda; Insecta; Hymenoptera; Cynipidae. The record is from RefSeq and is a predicted model, not a curated record.